ACUACGUUUCCUAAUCAAGAACGUGAGGAAAAGAGAGGUCUGUUAAGUGCUUGGGGCGCCUGAAGGAUGGCGGCGGCGGAGGCGGGCCAGGUGCGGCGGGGGAUGGUAAUGGUUGGCCCGCCCUACCUGUAUAAUGGAGCCCAGAUAUGCGGAAGAAGGACUGGACGCACCUGUAUCUUCUUGCUGGCCGCCUUUGGUACUGCCUGCACUAUGAUUGGCUUGGUCUUCUUCACUGCGGACCUCAGAAUGGAGAGCGGGCUGUGGAUGGCGGGGGUGGCAUGCAUUGUCCUUGGCGUGGUGCUGCUGGUGUGGUUCAUGACACUGUGCUGCGCCGCCCGCUGCGCCUUCAAGAAGCUGCCAGCCUCCCACCCUGCCAGAGGCAUGCCCGCCAACGCCGUCCUGGUCACGCCGCGCUCCUCCACCUACCAGCUGCUGCCCAUGUCCCCCAACAGGAUCCAAGUAACCCCAUCCACAACCCCCUCCACCUCUAGACUGGGCACGCAGACCCUCCCCAGCCCAGCCAACAACAAGCCCAAAGCAGUACCCCCAGCUGCAGUGAUCCCCACCACGUACCCGACCUGGGGCCACGAGGGGCGCAGCAGGGAGUACACGCCAGGGCAGAUAGGGUUCCACCACACCAUAUACUCGUGGAACAACACACCGGAGUGGACCGGCAGCAUUCCAAGGGACCCAGGGCACGCAGGGAUAAGUCCACAUUACAGUAUGGUCAACCCUCUGGCGGCCCACACCCUUACACGUCCCUCGGCGCCCCUGCAGGAUAACUACUUGAGAGGAUACAAUGCACAUUUUUCGUCUGUACCGCACCGCUCGUCUAUGUCAGGAUAUGUGGCUGAUGAUAGCCCGCCUCCCUAUCACACUGUCGUCUCUGGCCCCUAACUAUCACUGUCUCCUCUCUUCUAUCACCCUGUCUUUUCUAGUCUCCCAGCUCUGUCAUCAUACUUCCUAUUCCCUCGUGUUCUCCAGUCUCGCUCUGUUCUUUACCUCUAUGACUGUAAUCCACCGCUACUUGUUAUCUGUUGUUCUUCUAAUAGUGCCAUAACUCUAUCUACUCCCUGUUUCCUCCCUUCACUCACUAACACAUCUGCCACGUCCUCCUCGUCAUCUUUCUUCUCCUCCUCCUCUGCUAUCCUUUCUCAUCACUGGCUUUCGUUUGCUCAGUUUUUUUACAUUUUCUUUCUAACACAGAUGAUUUUAGACUUAAAAGUUCUUACUUACUAAAUACGGUGUUUCAUGACAUAGUAUUACUGUUAAGGCGUGUAAGGAAAUGAAGUGUUUGUGUUGCAUGUAUGUAUGGAAAAUAACGCCAAAAUGUACAUAAGUAUGACUUGUUUGUAUAUAUAAAAAGAUUUCGAUAAAA
Messenger RNA from Scylla paramamosain (green mud crab), 1378 nucleotides. RefSeq lists its product as uncharacterized. Bases 67 to 897 code for a protein of 276 amino acids. NCBI's taxonomy places the organism in Eukaryota, Metazoa, Arthropoda, Malacostraca, Decapoda, Portunidae. The record is from RefSeq and is a predicted model, not a curated record. The transcript has 4 exons.